Dermatophagoides pteronyssinus (European house dust mite) is the source of this 1402-nucleotide messenger RNA. RefSeq lists its product as uncharacterized. Lineage: Eukaryota; Metazoa; Arthropoda; Arachnida; Sarcoptiformes; Pyroglyphidae. The record is from RefSeq and is a predicted model, not a curated record. Gene Ontology annotation, molecular function: ligand-gated monoatomic ion channel activity. Gene Ontology annotation, cellular component: membrane.
UUUAUGAAAUUUAUUUGCUUUCUAUCAAUCAAUCAUGUCAUCAAUGGUGCUGAAUUUUAAGCAAAAAUCAUUCACAAUUGGAUUUAUGGAGGAUCAACCAUUUAUAUCAACAAAUGGUCGUCAUGAUCGAAGAGGUAUCGAAGUAGAAAUGAUGGAAACAUUGGCAAAAAAAUUUAAUUUUACAAUCAAUUAUCAAAGUUUUCGACAAUCAACAUGGUCAUAUCUAUAUGAUAAUCUAACCAACGAAGAGAUUGAUUUUGUAAUAGGUGGUACAGUAAUGACAACCGAACGUCUGGAAAAAGUUCACUAUCUUUAUCCACAUUUAUUUGAUAAAUUUACAUUUGCAACAUCACCAUCGAUUGCAAAUUUAGAUCAUUUUGAUCUGAAUAUUCUCAUCCGGCCGAUGGAUAGUUCCGUUUGGUUGUUAUUAGCCAUAACAUUAAUAAUAUUAUUAUUUGUUGGUCGACUGUUUCAAUCCAUUCAACCAUCAAUUCAAUUCAAUAAUCACCAUCAAAAUAUUCGUCAAGAUUUAUUCAAUAUUUGUAUACAUCAUCUAUUUCGACAAUCGGUACCAUUAUUAAGGUUAGCGAAUCGACCGAUAAAAAUUUGUUCGAUGUUUUGGUCAUUUACAGCCGUUAUAAUAUUAGCCAAUAAUUAUACCGGAUCAUUGUGUUCAAUGUUAGCAUUACCAUCACAUUAUUCGAUGGAUACGACCAUAAAAUUAGCUAAACAAUGUCGUAAUCAUCAUAUAAUUACGUUAGGUAUAGCGAAUAGUAGGCCCUAUCAAUCAUUGAUAGAAUCAAAAGUUGAAGAAAUUCAAUUGAUUGGUCAACGAAUGCAAUUUAUUAGAAAUUAUGCUUCCGCCAUAAAGAUAAUAAUUGAACAAAGUCGACGACAAAAAACAUUAUCAUCGAAUGGUCCAUCAUAUGUAUUCAUUUCAACGCGAUUACGUUUAUUAUUCAAAAUGAUUUAUGCCGGAAAAAAUCUGGUCUUUCUUCCACCAAAUACUGAAACGGCCGCACUUCUUCCAUUAUACGUUGCUAUAGCCAUAACAAAAUCAUUUGCCCAUAGGAAACAAUUCGAUCGAAUGAUUUUUUAUUUCCAUUCAUAUGGCAUGUUUAAUCAUUGGAUAAGAAUGGAAGCUUUUCGGGCAAUGGAAUCGAGAAACUUUCCAAUUGAUCAUCCUCAUGAUCAAGAUAAUGAUGCUGAUAUUGCUCAACAACCAGAAGAGAAAAAAUCAAAAUUUAAUAUUUUCAAUCCAUAUGAUGCAAUGAAUAAUCUAGAAUUUAAUGAUUUAAAAUCAAUAUUUUUUCUAUAUAUCAUAUCUAUUUUAAUUACAUUGAUCAUUUUUCUAAUAGAAUUUAUCACAUCACUAUCAUCUUUUAAACGAAUGAUUAAUUCA